This is a messenger RNA of Perognathus longimembris pacificus (Pacific pocket mouse), 2161 nucleotides long. It is a transcript of the gene Gjb6, whose product is annotated as gap junction protein beta 6. Gene Ontology annotation, biological process: cell communication. Lineage: Eukaryota; Metazoa; Chordata; Mammalia; Rodentia; Heteromyidae. The record is from RefSeq and is a predicted model, not a curated record. Gene Ontology annotation, cellular component: connexin complex. The transcript has 3 exons. Bases 988 to 1773 code for a protein of 261 amino acids.
CUGUUUACAACAGUAACAUUAACAUCUGCUUGGAAAAAACUGUUUUCCUGGGCCAACAGAUGGAGCCUGUGUGGAAUGUAUGCCUACAGGCAUGAUGGAGACAAAACUGGAAGGUCCACUGUCGCCAAACUGUGAAAGACAGGAGAGGAAAGGGCAAAGAUUCAGGCCCAAGCAACACCCAAGCCUUGGGUUCUGCCUUCUCAUCCUUGGCUCAGAGCCAUUUCAGGGCAUAGUAGUAAAGUUCUAAACUUGGUGGACCCAGAACGAAUUCUCUAGUAGCCUAGUAUUGAAGUCUUUUGGAAAAGCAGGUUUUUAAUAAAGCCUUAGCUCAAUCUCCAUGACCUGGAAAACAUAUUUUUAGGUUCCCCUAUUAGUCCUGUUUUACGAGAGAAUGACCCAACUGGUAGAAUAUGGUUAAUUACUAACCGAUUUUGUGCAAUAAGCAAGUUCCACAUCUCUUGCAGGAGAGGUCAGAACUUGUAACGCCGGGUCCCUAAACCCACCAGGGUGUAUCCACCGCCCUGUGCGCCCGCCCUCGGCUCUGGGGGCCCUGUCUGUGAGCACAGGGUCUCUCCGUGGUGGGCAGGCCCGAGAAAGGCCACCCUGCUCCCUGGAGUGACCUUCAAAAAAUGGGGGUAACUAAUAAAUUAAUUGUUACUGCUUCUCCAAGUGGUCAGUGAUGCAUAAAGCACUUCCAGACUGCUGUCAGGGAGAGAGCACCCCACCCAUCCCCACGGGGCCGCAAGAGGACCCCAGGACCCAGGACGAAGGACUUGUCCCCAGCACUGUUCCAACAGCUGCCACUUGCUCCAAACCUCCGGGAAGGCUGGCGGCUUCCCCACUGACUGCAAGAAACAGAGCAAAGACUUACAUUCAGGGGCACUGGGCACUGCUGUCUUCAAGGCAAGCAAGCAGGGACCUUGCCCUGAUCUUGGAGCCCCCACACUGGGAGUCUGUGGAAAUAAGGCUCAGGAAUAAGCAGGCACCAUGGACUGGGGGACCCUGCACACUUUCAUCGGGGGUGUGAACAAGCACUCCACCAGCAUCGGCAAGGUGUGGAUCACGGUCAUCUUUAUUUUCCGAGUGAUGAUUCUCGUGGUGGCUGCCCAGGAAGUGUGGGGCGAUGAGCAGGAGGACUUUGUCUGCAACACACUGCAGCCAGGGUGUAAGAACGUGUGCUAUGACCAUUUCUUCCCAGUGUCCCAUAUCCGGCUCUGGGCUUUGCAACUCAUCUUCGUGUCCACCCCUGCCCUGCUAGUGGCCAUGCACGUGGCCUACCACAGACAGGAAGCUGCUCGGAGGUUCCGGCGGGGAGAGAAGAGGGAUGAAUUCAAAGACUUAGAGGACAUUAAAAGACAAAAGGUGCGGAUUGAGGGAUCGCUGUGGUGGACUUACACUAGCAGCAUCUUUUUCCGAAUCAUCUUCGAAGCUGCUUUCAUGUACGUGUUUUACUUUCUCUACAAUGGGUACCACUUGCCCUGGGUGUUGAAAUGUGGCAUUGAUCCCUGCCCCAAUCUGGUGGACUGUUUCAUUUCCAGACCAACUGAGAAGACUGUCUUCACCAUUUUUAUGAUUUCUGCCUCUGUGAUUUGCAUGUUGCUCAAUGUGGCUGAGCUGUGUUAUCUACUACUGAAAGUCUGCUUUAGAAGAUCAAAAAGAGUCCAGACACAGAAAACUCACCCCAACCAUGCUCUCAAAGAGAGCAAACAGAAUGAAAUGAAUGAGCUGAUUUCAGAUAGUGGCCAAAAUGCCAUCACCACUUUCCCAAGUUAAGCAGUUCAAGGUAAAAUGUAGCUGCAUUCUAAAUAAAUGUGAUUUCCCAUGGAGACAAGUCUCUCUCUCUAAGAUAAAGUUUGUCUUCAUCAAUGACUAUCAUAGAUAGACACUUGAGUUCACUUUUUAUAGAAUACUUUGCAUUGUUCACAUGAAACCUAGUUGAACACAUGGACCAGCUCUAAAAUCACCAUCAAGCCCAAAGGUCCCUUUAAUAAAUCCCUUGUAUGUGGAUGGCCUCAGUGAAUGGGUACUCCCUGAAAAUAUUGAUAAAUGUCAUGAAAAGCAGUUUGUUAAGCUGAGGCUCAUGCCUGUAAUCCUAGCUACUCAGGAAGCUGAGAUCUGAGGAUCAUGGUUCAAAGCCAUCCUGGGCAACAAAGUCUGUGAG